CUUCCGGUCGGGCUGCCUCAGCCCCGCCGCGCCAGCCGCCCCGCGCCGGAACCGGGAAGCACCUGCUGUGCGCGGCAUGGCGGGACCCGGCUGGGGCCCUCCGCGGCUGGACGGCUUUGUCCUUACCGAGCGCCUGGGCAGCGGCACGUACGCCACGGUGUACAAGGCCUACGCCAAGAAGGACACACGAGAGGUGGUAGCCAUAAAGUGUGUGGCCAAGAAAAGUCUGAACAAGGCGUCGGUGGAAAACCUCCUGACGGAGAUCGAGAUCCUCAAGGGCAUCCGGCACCCCCACAUUGUGCAGCUGAAAGACUUCCAGUGGGACAGUGACAAUAUCUACCUCAUCAUGGAGUUCUGCGCGGGGGGUGACCUGUCUCGCUUCAUCCACACUCGCAGGAUUCUGCCUGAGAAGGUGGCUCGGGUCUUCAUGCAGCAGUUGGCUAGUGCCCUGCAGUUCCUGCAUGAACGGAACAUCUCUCACCUGGAUCUGAAGCCACAGAACAUUCUGCUGAGCUCCUUGGAGAAGCCUCAUCUGAAACUGGCAGACUUUGGCUUUGCACAGCACAUGUCCCCGUGGGAUGAGAAGCAUGUGCUCCGAGGUUCCCCACUCUACAUGGCCCCCGAGAUGGUGUGUCAGCGGCAGUAUGACGCCCGUGUGGACCUCUGGUCUGUGGGGGUCAUCCUGUAUGAGGCCCUCUUCGGCCAGCCCCCCUUUGCCUCCAGGUCGUUUUUGGAGCUGGAGGAGAAGAUCCGGAGCAACCGCGUGAUCGAGCUGCCCUCUCGGCCCCCACUGUCCCGAGACUGCCGGGACCUGCUGCAUCGGCUCCUGGAGCGGGACCCAACCCGUCGCAUCUCCUUCCAGGACUUCUUUGCCCACCCGUGGGUGGACCUGGAGCACAUGCCGAGUGGGGAGAGCCUGGCACGAGCGACGGCCCUGGUGGUGCAGGCUGUGCAGAAGGACCAAGAGGGGGACACCACAGCCGCCUUGUCACUGUACUGCAAGGCGCUGGACUUCUUUGUUCCUGCUCUGCACUAUGAGGUGGAUGCCCAGCGGAAAGAGGCAAUUAAGGCAAAGGUGAGACAGUACGUGUCCCGCGCCGAGGAGCUCAAGGCCAUCGUGGCGUCCUCCAAUCAGGCUCUGCUGCGGCAGGGGACCUCUGCCCGGGACCUGUUGAGAGAGAUGGCCCGGGACAAACCACGCCUUCUUGCUGCCCUGGAAGUGGCUGCAGCUGCCAUGGCCAAGGAGGAAGAGGCCACUGGUGGUGGGGAGCAGGACGCUCUGGACCUGUACCAGCACUGCCUGGGGGAGCUGCUGCUGCUGCUGGCAGCGGAGCCCCCAGGCCGGCGACGGGAUCUACUUCAUACGGAGAUUCAGAACCUCAUGGCUCGGGCCGAGUACCUCAAGGAACAGCUCAAGAUGAAGGAGUCUCGCUGGGAAGCAGAGGGCCUGGACAGAGAGGGGCUGUCCGAGUCUGUGCGGAGCUCUUGUACCCUACAGUGACCCAGGACAACUGGACAGAGCCUGGGCCACCUGGAGUGCAGGGCACACUUAACCCAGAGGACACCGGGAACUCAGUGACCCUAUGUACCCUGGAGCUUCCUGGAUGGACACCUCUAUCCACCCUGGGGUGCUCCCUGCAGCCCAGGGGUCCUGUGGCUUGUGUUGUCUGCUGGAGCCCCUGGCCAGUCUCUGGGAGAAGUUUCCCCUGGGGAACCCUUGUCAUUUAGUGACUCCUGAGCUCUGUGCCGGUCACUUUUGCUCUGAGAGGAGGGCAGGGCCCUCUGCAGGGCCCUUCAGCUCUGGCCUCUGCCAGCAGCCGGCCACUCCCUGGACCACCCUUCCUGGAUACUGUUACUCCAGCGUGCCUCCCUUCUCCAGAGUGGGACACUCAGGAACCCCCAUCCUACAGCGUGCUCUCUGCUGGGGCUCACACCCACUUCUGUCUGAGUCCCGUAAGAUCGCCCUUCCAGCCUGACAUCAGGUUCUUUGCAGGGGUGGCACGUUUGUGCCCUUAGGGGUGCAGUCCUCAGUCCUUAUCCGUCUCUGAGAGACCCCUCAUGCUAACCCUAGAGCUCAGGGGUGGCACGUUUGUGCCCUUAGGGGUGCAGUCCUCAGUCCUUAUCCCUCUCUGAGAGACCCCCCAUGCUAACCCUGGAGCUCAGAGGUCUGGAAACUGCCUAAACCCUCCUGAGACUACAGGGGACCCAGUGCAGAUCAGGCUACCUGGUUCUAGGCCUGACGCUGCUGCUACCCCACUAUGUGACUGGACUGCCCUUUCUCUUUUCUCGGCCUGGGCCUUCAUCUCUGCUGGGCCCACUGAUACCUCUGCAGCCUAUGCAGCUCUUGGGGAUGGUGUAUUUACCCUGGAGAGGAAUGUGCACACUGGAUGGGUUCUUGUUAAAAGGCAGAGAGGGUGUUGGUGACUCCACACCCUUCUGCUUUCAAGCGCCGCCUUAGAGGAGUAGUGCUGUGUCCUCCCGCUGGAUGUUGGGUGUAAAGAAUGCAACUCAUUGUUUCUGUAGUAAAUUAUUUUCUGUACUUGUA
Molecule: messenger RNA, 2545 nt
Organism: Chinchilla lanigera (long-tailed chinchilla)
Lineage: Eukaryota; Metazoa; Chordata; Mammalia; Rodentia; Chinchillidae
Gene: Ulk3
Product: unc-51 like kinase 3
Exons: 16
Coding region: 77-1501 (474 amino acids)
Biological process (GO): protein autophosphorylation; autophagosome organization; peptidyl-serine phosphorylation
Cellular component (GO): cytoplasm; autophagosome
Molecular function (GO): ATP binding; protein serine/threonine kinase activity
Source: RefSeq, a predicted model, not a curated record